GGCACCGAGUCUCAGUGGGUCAAAGGUGAUGAGCGCGAGGCUCUGCAGCAGCGGCUGAGGACAACAGACUGGCAGUUCCUGUUCUCCCUAGAGCCCUCAAAACGGGCCUAACAUACUAAAUUGGUGGAGUGCGUGCAUGCAGUGAGCUGAAUUCGACGUGCUAAAAGGGUGAAGAAAUGGCAAGUCGGGUGUCAGAGUCUGUUCCUGAGCGGACCUUUCAGUACCAAGACAGCCUGCCCCCCUUACCUGUCCCUUCACUUCAAAGCAGCCUUUCUAAAUACUUAGAUGCUGUUCAUCCAUUCGCAACGGAGAGAGAGUUUGCAGCUACAGUGAACAUUGUGAAGAAAUUCCAAGAUGGCAUUGGCAAAGAGCUGCAUCAGAAACUUCUACAAAGAGCCAGGAACAAGAGGAACUGGCUGGAGGAGUGGUGGUUAGACGCGGCGUACCUGGAGGUCCGCAUCCCUUCUCAGUUAAAUGUAAACUUUGGUGGUCCUGCUCCAUACCUGGAACAUCAUUGGCCUCCAGAAGAUGGAACUUGUCUUCAGAGGGCCAGUAUUAGCACUUGGUACUCACUACAGUACUGGAACCUGCUCCACACAGAGCGAUUGGCUCCUCAGAAAUCAGGUAAAACUCCAUUCGACAUGGAUCAGUUCAGAAUGCUCUUCAAUACCUGCAAAGUACCUGGAGUAAAGAAAGACUCCAUUCAUAACUACUUCCAAACAGAGAGUGAGGGACCGUGCCCGUCCCAUUUGGUGGUUAUGUGUCGCGGACGGAUCUUUACUUUUGAUGCACUUCAUGAUGGACAAAUCCUCACUCCUCCAGAACUUCUCAGGCAGCUGAGUUAUGUGAAAGAGCGCUGCGACAGGGAGCCAUUGGGAGAAGGCGUGGCUGCUCUCACCUCAGACGAGCGCACCCGUUGGGCAAAGGCAAGACAACAUCUAAUAAGCAUCGAUCCUCACAAUGAAAGCAUCCUGGAGACCAUUCAGAGCAGCCUGUUUGUUAUUUCACUGGAUGAGUCAAAACCCUAUUCCACCCCAGAGAACUACACAAAUAUGACCGUGGAAGCCCUGGCAGGAAACCCCAUGAUCCGCUGGGGUGACAAAUCAUACAACUCUAUCGUUUUUUCAGACGGCACCUUCGGAUCCACGUGUGAUCAUGCUCCAUACGAUGCCAUGGUGCUCGUGUCUAUGUGCUGGUAUCUUGAUCAGGAAAUCAAGGCUGCAGAAGGCAAAUGGAAGGGGUCAGACAGGGUCAGACAGAUGCCUCUUCCUGAAGAGCUGCUGUUUACGUUGGAUGAGAAAGCACGCAGUGACAUCAGUCAUGCCAAACAGCAGUAUUUGGAAUCUACUAAAGACCUUCAGAUUGUGUGUUACGCCUUCACAGCGUUUGGAAAAAGUGCCAUUAGAGACAAGAAGCUGCAUCCAGACACGUUUGUUCAGCUGGCGAUGCAGCUAGCUUAUUACAGACUGCACAAGAAGCUUGGGAGCUGUUAUGAGACGGCAACGACACGCAAGUUCUUCCAUGGCAGGACAGAGACCAUGCGACCAUGCACCCAGGAGGCUGUGAACUGGUGUAGAGCCAUGAUGGACCCCACAUGUAAUGUGAUUAACAAGAGAAAAGCUAUGCUAGUGGCUUUUGAUAAACACAACAAACUGAUGGCCGAAGCUCAAAAUGGAAAUGGUUUUGACAGGCAUCUUCUUGGGCUUUACCUCAUUGCCAAAGAGGAAGGAAUACAAGAUCUAGAGCUGUUCACCGAUCCCCUCUACUCAAGGAGUGGGGGUGGAGGUAACUUUGUGCUGUCAUCCAGUCUGGUGGGAUACACAACAGUUUUGGGGGUGGUGGCUCCCAUGGUGCAUCAUGGCUACGGCUUCUUCUACCGCAUUAGGGAUGACAGGAUUGUGACUUCCAUCUCCGCUUGGAAAUCCUGCCAUGAGACAGACGCGCCUUCACUGUUUAAUAACUUCUCCAGCUCCCUGCAUGAGAUGCUUCACCUGGCCACUGUGUCUCAGCUCUAAGGAACUUGAAAGAUUUUUUCCUUCCUGUUUUAGUUUUUACUUUCACUGUGUAAACUAGCACAAAUCAAUGCAAAGGUGCAGAAUCUGUGCAGAUUAUGAUCUUGUUCUUAUUUCUAGAACAUAAUUUAGUUAUUUGGCAAUUUUUCCUCCUGACUGGACUUUUCUAGUGAUUAUAGUUUUUGUGGAUAAUUAAUUAUAAAUUUGGAAUGUUUUAGUUGCAUUUGAGCCUUAAGGUAGAUAAAACUACAAAAAAGGAGAAAAAAAUACACUGGCACUUCUGUGAUGGAUCACAUUUUUUGUCUGGUUUGAGUUAAUAGUAAAUUGUUGUGAGCUGUUCUCUCAUGGGGCAUCAAACGCUCUUCAUUGAGUUAUUGGAUAGCUGAGAAGAUUAACCCUUGUGCUAUUCUAGGCACCUUAACAUUAAGAGUUUGGUCAUCUAGCCCACUAGACAGUGCGCUGAACCUUUUUUCUUCAAUGAUUUUUGAUCUUCACUGGUGUCCAUGGAUUACAUGAGAUCUUUCCACCUUAAUCCACCUUUGUCAUGGUAGGGAGAACAUGUCAAUCUGAGGGUGGGGUCAUCUAAGAUAGCACAAGGGUUAAGGAAAGAAAUCACGGGUAUCUUCACUCACAGCAAAAAGGGAAGAGAUGCUCAGUUUUUAGUUAUUUUCUCCACAAUUUACUAACAAGACUUAUUUUAUGCCUUAAGAUAGGAUAAAAUGUAACAUUUACCUUUAACAGGGUUUUAACUGGAAAAUCAGUGUCAUUGUUUUUCUCCAUUUAUUUCUGCCUUUUUUAAUGCACUUCAGUCUGAUGUGAUGUGUUUUUGUGUUUGUUACACAAAAAAUCGAGUGAAUGUUGAUGACAGCCACACUGACGCUGUUCUAAUACACCAAGUUUAAUAAUAUUGUCAAGCUUUUCAUGCAGUCUAAAAUCUGAAGGAAAACAUUUUUAGACUCAAACUGAACUAGUUCUCACAAAUAGUCGAGUUCAAUUUCUUUUUUUUAAAUUAUGGGCUGUUUUGAGUUUGUCGACCUGCACAUAAUCUUGCAUAACUCAAUUGCACAUGAAAACCUUUCUUCCUGCUUUUUUUUUUAAUUCACUGAACCAAAACUUUCUAUAGGUGCACCUUAUAGAAACUGGAUUAUGCACAGCUCUCCAGAUAUAGAUUGAAUGGCUUCAACUGCAUUAUAAAGUAUUACAUCUGUGACUAAUGAUUUUUACCUUUAAAACCCUACAAUAAUCAGCCUUCUAAGCUAUAAUGAACUGUCAAAGAAUCAGGUAAUUUUUUAUUGAUAAGGAAAGUGACCAUUUAUCUCUAAAUGCACUGUUAUACAUGUGAUUGUUCUGACAAAUAAAUGUAAAUUUUA
Messenger RNA from Oryzias latipes (Japanese medaka), 3382 nucleotides. It is a transcript of the gene crot, whose product is annotated as carnitine O-octanoyltransferase. Gene Ontology annotation, cellular component: peroxisome. Lineage: Eukaryota; Metazoa; Chordata; Actinopteri; Beloniformes; Adrianichthyidae. The record is from RefSeq and is a predicted model, not a curated record. Gene Ontology annotation, molecular function: carnitine O-octanoyltransferase activity.